Messenger RNA from Heterobilharzia americana, 1566 nucleotides. The record is from the annotation of a GenBank genome assembly. Lineage: Eukaryota; Metazoa; Platyhelminthes; Trematoda; Strigeidida; Schistosomatidae.
AUGCUUCUUAACUCAAGAUAUCCAAAUAAUGAUAAUGAGAAUCGUUAUAAGCAUUCCGUUGUGAACAUUUCGUUUAUUUCUGUUGAAGCGGAAUUCGAUGCAUUGAACAAUCAUCAGUUGACAUUAUCCCCACCAAUCAACAUCACCUUGAAAAUUAAUUCAAAACUAAUAGACUUUGAGUUAGAUACAGGCAGUCCAGUCACAAUCUGCAGUGGACAAUACUGGUUCAAGGUAUUUGGACACAGUGCUUAUAAAGACUUAGAAGAGGCACAUGUUAGGUUAAAAACAUAUACAGGCGAAUCAUUAUGCAUAUUGGGAUUUAAAAAUGUCGUGUUCGAGUAUAAAAAUCAUGCUACUGUAUUAACAAUCUACAUUGCUAGGGGUAGUGGACCAAAUCUACUCGGUCGUGACUGGUUAUUCAAAGUAAUAAAUUUCCAAAAUAAUUCUAAGCAUGAUUCUCUAAUUAUUGACCAGUUUUUAGCGAAAUACAGUCAUGUAUUUGAUAAGGAUAGUAAUGUGGAAAAAACAAAAUCUAUUAAAGUCUUACUACCUAUUGCAGACAGUGUAUCACCAAAAUACUAUAAACCACAUACAUUGAAGAAUACUUUAAAAUACAAAGUAGAAAUGGAACUAAAAAGGCUUCAGUCUGAAGGUAUUAUCGAAUCCGUACAGUUUUCCACCUGGGCCACACCGAUUAUACCUAUACUUAAGUCAGAUAAUAACGUUCACAUAUAUGGUGAUUAUAAAAUCACACUAAAUAACUAUUUUGCAGCAGAAAAGAAAUAUAUGAUACCAACAAUUGAAGAGGUCUAUCAGCGACUGUGUGGUAGGAAUACUAGCAGUAAAUACUUUUCAAAAUUGAAUGCUACCUGCAUAUUCCAACAGUUACAGUUGGAUGAUAAGUCAAAAGUCUAUACAACAAUAACAACACAUAAAGGAUUAUAUCAAUAUAAAUAUCUUCCAUAUGGGAUAAAUUGUAAUUUUCACAUAUUCUAUGAAGUAUUUGACACUAUAUUAGCAGGGAUACCAAACGCAGUAGCAUAUCUAGGUGAUAUUUUAAUCGGUAGUGAAACAGUUGACGAACAUUUGACUAUUAUAAGGCUAAUUUUAACAAGAUUGCAAGAAUAUGGUUUGCACCUGAAGAAGGAUAAAUGCAGCUUUUUAAUUGAACACUUAGAAUAUAUUGGUUACCGGUUGGAUUGUAAUGGCUUGCACUUGUUAAGUGAACGUAUUCUACCAAUAUUAGAUUUACCGCAACCGUCUAAUAUUCAUGAACUGAAAUCAUUUUUAGCCCUGUUCAGUUAUUUUGCUCAAUAUAAUAAAGACAAUUUCGAAAAUAUUGAGCAUUUAACACAACCUUUAAAUGAAUUACUGGUUAAAAAUGUUGAAUGGAGGUGGGAUAAAACAGAAGUAGAUUGUUUUCAAAAAAUUAAAGAAAUCCUAAUCGGACCAAAAGUUUUAACUGAAUUCGAUCCUGAAAAGACAACUGUUCUUUUGUGCAAUGCUUCAGCCCAUGGAAUUGGUGCAAUACUCACUCAAUGUACCAAUCAUUUAAAAAUGAUAUAA